Messenger RNA from Aedes aegypti (yellow fever mosquito), 2122 nucleotides. RefSeq names its product gastrulation defective protein 1 homolog. Gene Ontology annotation, cellular component: nucleus; site of double-strand break. The transcript has 2 exons. Gene Ontology annotation, biological process: regulation of DNA double-strand break processing. The record is from RefSeq and is a predicted model, not a curated record. Gene Ontology annotation, molecular function: protein binding. NCBI's taxonomy places the organism in Eukaryota, Metazoa, Arthropoda, Insecta, Diptera, Culicidae. The coding region runs from base 124 to 2085 and encodes 653 amino acids.
UUAUCAGUGGAAACUUCUGAAGGGAGCUGUGUUGUGUAAACAGCCAGCUUUCUUCAAACCUCCGAUCGAUUUCGGAAGCAAAAAUUUAGAUUUCUCCAAUUUUCACCUGAAAAUCAAUUCAAAAUGAAUAAAGGUAAAAUCACGUUUGGAAAAAUACAGCUGAAAACAUCCCCCGCUACUGAAAAUGCCGCCCCUGCAACAGCAUCCGGUGGUGGUUUCGGAUCUUUCAGUCGCAUGGAAGCACCCCCGGAACCGGGGCCAUCUGGAACCGCUAAGCACUCAGACGUAGACAAGAUAGCGACCGAUCUCGAGAACAGCCGAAUGCAGGAACUGAUGGGAAUCAGCGGGUUCGGACGGAAGGCCAAACAGUUCGAUAUAAAUGAGAUGAUCCAAAAGGCCAGGCAGAAUGCCCCGAAAGCGGAGGACGAUCCGGAGGCCAUUCGGGUCGAGGAACCUGAUGGUGGAGGGGGAGAUGGUUCCUCGGAUGGAGACAGCGAUGAGGAGGUGAUUGGACCCUUGCCGGCGAUUACUCAGGAGGGAACCGGCGAUGGAAAAGUCAGGAAGAAAGACCCCAGGGAAAGUGACGAUAGCGACGAGGAUGAAGACGACGAUGAUUUCGAUGAGGACGCUCCGAUAAAUAAGAUUCCCAACUCGCACGAGGUGGAAAUGCGACAUGGCUCCAAAGCGGUCAUUUCGCUGGCGGCAGAUCCUUCCGGGGUCAGGUUGGCGUCCGGUUCUGUGGAUUACAAUCUGAACUUUUGGGACUUCUCUGGAAUGGACAAGUCGAUGAAGAGUUUCAGGAGUCUGCAGCCCUGCGAGAAUCAUCCAAUUCGGGAUUUGCACUAUUCCACCACAGGGGACAUGAUUCUGGUGGUUUCCGGAAGUUCACAAGCAAAGGUUUUGGACCGGGAUGGGUUUGAAAAGAUGGAAUGCGUGAAGGGCGAUCAGUACAUCACGGAUAUGACGAGGACAAAGGGUCACGUCGCUGGAUUGACCGGAGGCUGUUGGAAUUUUGUGAAGAAGGACGAAUUUCUGACGAGUGCGAUGGAUUCCACUCUGAGGACGUGGGUUUUUGCCAAAUCCAAGGAACAGAAGAACGUGAUCAAAACACGAGCUCAAGGAGGGCUGAAGACGGUUCCAACAGCUUGUACGUAUAAUCGGGAUGGGACCCUGAUUGCAGCCGGAUGUAGCGACGGGUCGAUUCAAACCUGGGACACCCGGAAGAUGUUUGUGAAUACGACACAUUGCGUGAGGGACGCUCAUGCCAAAGGAAGUGACAUCUCUUCAAUCCUAUUUUCGUACGCGGGACAGGUUCUGGCUACCAGGUCAACCGAUGAAACCCUGAAACUAUGGGAUUUGCGAGCAUUUAAAAAACCCUUACACGAAUUCGGAAACCUUUUCUCGCGGUAUGAGACGACGGAUUGUUGUUUCAGCCCGGAUGACACCAUGGUUCUGACGGGAGAAUCUUUGCCCAAAGGACAGAAGCAAGCCAAUCUGUAUUUCUUCGACACUAAAACUUUCGAAACGGUGGCCACAAUUCCGAUCACAGAUUCACACGUCAUCCGAACCCAUUGGCAUCCGAAGUUGAAUCAGGUGUUCGUCGGAUGCGGAAAUGGAAUCAUCCGAGGUUUGUACGAUGAGAAGCGCAGCAUGAGGGGAGCCAAGCUGUGCGUCGUUCGAACCUAUCGCAAGAAGAAGGACAUGGAAAUGAUCGGAACCAGUCAGGUCAUAACUCCACACGCUCUGCCAAUGUUCCGACAAGAAAAAUCCCGUUCACACCGCAAAAAGCUUGAAAAGGAUCGAAUGGAUCCUGUCAAAUCCCGGCGACCAGACUUGCCCAUCACCAGCGGCCAAGGAGGACGAGUGGCCAGUUCCGGAGGCACACUUUCCUCCUACGUCAUACGAAACCUUGGGCUUAGCAAACGAGUGGAAGACGACCAGGAUCCGCGUGAGGCCAUUCUAAAGUACGCCAAAGAAGCGGCCGAAAAUCCCUACUGGAUCUCUCCAGCGUACAACAAGACUCAGCCGAAGCCCAUUUUCAACACGGAAGACGAACCGGACAGCAAGAAGCCGAAAACUGAGUAAUCGUAAUGAUUCAAUAAAAGUUAUAAAUCUCACCUCA